AAACACAGGAAAUCAGGAAACCAUUAUCGAUACGAAUCGGAAGCCAAUAUUGAUACGAAUCGGGAAGGCGGUGCGAAUGAGUAAAAUUUUUUUUUUUCCAGGUUGCAGUGCUGUCAGUGUCGUGAUGUUUGAUGAUGUGAUAUUUAAAUAAUAACAAACUUGUUAGCUGUUAUCUCGUUACAUUCAUAAACAUUUUGUGAGAAAUGUGUUAGAAAGGCGCUUUAUAUAUCAAGCAGACUAAUAAAUAAAUGGAUCAAUUCUGACAGUUUUGUUACAAAACUCAAGAUGGUUUGAAAAUUGUUUUCUCCAUGAACAGCUCCUGUUGGUUGUUUUCUGCGUGCGUGUGUGUCUAGGGACGUUGCCCACUGAGACGUCUGUGUCAAAAGUCGAGACAAUAAACGCGUUGUGUGUGAAUUCCAGGCUGGAAGGUCGGACGCUGCUGAAGUGAAUCAUCAUCUGAAACAGAGCUCCUGUGUUUGGCCAUUUUGUAAUUUUACACUGCUUUCCUUCCUGCAGUGGCGAGAACCAGUAACGUUGGUAAUGAAGCUACUGAUGGUUGCAAUUCGUCCGGAACUGAAGGGGGCAGCAAAUACAUGCAAGUGUUUUAGUCGGUCCACAGGUGGUGGUGAAGAGGAAGAACAACUACAAGCACACAGGAAAAACUACAGAAGACGGCAACAAUUUUAGCUCUGCCCGACUUGUUGAGAGGAAAGGAAGCGUUGGUUGCCGGUGUGCAACCGAUGCUAUCGUUCAUUUCAAACAAAGACGUGUUUGAGCAGAAGGAGUCUCCUGCGUCUAUGUUCCAGCCGGAGGACGAGGGGUUCUCGUGGCCCGGGCCGAAGACGGUGCGUUUACGGCGUACAGCGCUGGGCUUCGGCUUCACCCUGCGCCACUUCAUCGUGUACCCGCCCGAAUCUGCCGUACAUUCCACUUACAAGGAUGAGGACGGAGAUCAUCGAGGACGAAGCCGGAGCAGACUGGAGCCCAUGGACACCAUCUUUGUGAAGCAGGUUAAAGAGGGUGGGCCUGCACACGGAGCCGGUCUCUGCACAGGAGACCGCAUCGUGAAGGUGAAUGGAGAGAGCAUCAUUGGGAAAACGUACUCUCAGGUCAUCGCAGUGAUCCAGAACAGUGACACCUUUCUGGAACUUAGCGUGAUGCCCAAGGAUGAGGACAUACUACAGCUGCUUUCACGGGAGAUCGCUCGUGUGGCGUACUCGCAGGAUGCCUACCUUAAAAGUCAUCACGCUUACAGCGGAAACGCUCGCCACAUCCCGAAGCCGCCUCCCAUAUGCUACCCACGAGUAGACUGUAAACCCCUUGGGAUGGCCGAGGCGACGGAAAUCACAGCCUCGGGGGGGCUGCAGUCUGAUUUGGGAUACCGCGUGGAGAUACCUGUACCCCCUUCGCCUCCACCUAGGAUCCCGAAGACUCAAACGGCGGUGUGCGUAUGCAAUGAAAGUGUCCGGACAGUGGUGGUGCCGGCGGACGUCCACAUGAGUCACGUGGUUCCUGGAGAGUACAGUCACACGGGUCCCGAUCCGAUGCUGAUGAGAACAAGGUCAUAUGUUCACCCGUGCAAGCCUGACCUGUAUUCUCCAGGUUACCAUGGAGAUUCGUUCGCCGUUCCACCGCCUCGUUAUCAUCCGUCUUCUUCCAGCGCGUCUUCGGCUUCCCAUCAGAACAUCGACUGGCGGACGUAUCAGACUUAUAGGGAAUACAUCGACCACAAAGGCCUCCACACAUACAGUCGGACGAUUCAGGAGCGCCUGGACAGUUUGCGUGCUGCCGCUUCCCAGACCUCUUCAAACUUUGCGCAAAAAGCCACUUGGGGCAAUAAAAUCCGACGCAGGAGUAUGUCGCAUGACCGGUCGUUUCAAGGACCCCCUAUGCUUCCGCCUCGCAGUGCCUCCCAGGAUCGGAUGACUGGGGCUGAAAGAAUGUCACGAGCGCAAGACUGGCCUCCUCGGAGCGUCUCGUCAGAUGGGAUCAUCCGGAACGCUCGUUUCCAUUCCACGGACUACGUCGAGCAUGGCGAAAUGGCUCUUUGGCCUGUCGAUCUGAGAGGUUAUGGCAGGACCGAGCAAGGACCUCGUCCCAAUCGGCAACCCGUUCCCCAGAGACCGGUGAUCUAUCCGCAUUCCUACGGAAACAACGUCCGGGGCAGAUCCGGUCCACAUCAGCUGAGCUGUAGAACGGACAUCCCGCCUCCUGCAGUUUCUUCUGACAGGAUCUCGCGCGUCGGCAAAAACCAGCCCAAAGAGGCGCAGCUGUGUAAAGACCAAAGACUGUUAAGUAAUCAUGUGGCAGUUUCAGUGGCUAGCCUACAGUCUAGGACUCGUGCUGAGACUAUGCAAAGUCCAGAGCCAGUCAAAGAAUCCUCUUCGAGUCAAAGGUCAACCUCUUGCUCGGUGCCUACACCUCAGAGGCAGUCGCAACCCGGAGCCCCGGGGCAGAGGGUCCACCCGCGGGACCUCAAGGGAUUACCGGUGAACGGGUGCAGUCCAGUGGAAGGUGUAGUGAUGCGAGAAAAACCCACUGGAGGUAAAAGCACACCGCUGCGCCAUCCUUCCUACAUCCAGGCGCAGGAGCAUCAGGACUCCCUGUUCGGCUCUGCUAACUUGAACGAAUCGCUCGACUCCAUCCCCUUCAUCGAUGAGCCAGCAAGUCCGAGUUUGGACCAGGAGGCCAGUCACAUCUCAGCAUUGGCUGUGAUGUCCACGGCUCAGAGCGCAGAGGCCGACUCACCCAGCUCCCACACACCCAGCCCUCAGAUGCGCAGACAGCUGUCUCACGACCAGGAAUCGCUCAGAAGUGCUAUUCUGGAACAAAGUGGAACCAAAACGGAACGCUCCAAAUCAUAUGAUGAAGGUUUAGACACGUACAGGGAGGAAGGGCGACGGCGUUCCAGUAAGCCCAGUCUGAAGGUGUUCAGGAAGGUUCUCGAUGGACAUAAAUUGUCAGACGACUCCAGUUCCAGGAGAGACUCCAGCUCGGACAUCUUCACCGAUUACUUUAAGGAGGGCUGGCUGCAUUUCCGACAGCUCAACACGGAUAAGAGCAAACGUGUGGGUGGAGGAAUGCGGGUGUGGAAGCAGAUGUACGCAGUGUUGCGAGGCCACUCCGUCUUCCUCUAUAAGGACAGGAAGGAGGCUCACUUGCACUCGCAGCUCGACGACGAGCCGCAGCAGGUGAGCAUCAAAGCCUGCCUGAUCGACAUCUCCUACAGCGACACCAAGCGCAAAAACGUCUUCCGGCUCACCACGUCCGACUGCGAGUACCUGUUCCAGGCCGAGAGUCGCGACGACAUGCUGUCCUGGAUACGAGCCAUUCAGGAGAACAGCAAUGACGAGAACGCCGGUGUGACGAGCACUGACCUGAUCAGCAGGAAGAUCAAAGAGUACAUCUCUAUGAGUGCUCCUACGAGUAAGACUGAACCUUCACCCAAAGCCUUGCGACAGUCUCUGAGCAUCAAACACACACUGCUGGGGGUCACGGCGGGGAAGAGUCAGAGCACACACUCUCCCAGGAACGAGCAAGACAGGAGCAGCAAAGAUGACUCGAGUCCACCGCGGGACAAAGCUGCCUGGAAGAGAGGGAUCCCGGGGCUGAAGAAAAAGCAGCAGGAGAAGAAGCCCACAGUGGGCGUGAUGUUUGGAGUGCGACUGGACAACUGUCCUCCUGCACACAACAACAGGUUUGUGCCUCUGAUAGUGGAGGUGUGCUGUAAGCUGGUGGAGGAGAGGGGGUUGGAGUACACAGGGAUCUACAGAGUCCCCGGGAACAACGCAGCCAUCUCCAGCAUGCAGGAAGAGCUGGACACUAAGGGCCUGACCGACAUCGACCUCCACGACGACAAAUGGCGGGAUCUAAACGUCAUCUCCAGUUUACUCAAGUCGUUCUUCAGGAAGCUCCCAGACCCUUUGUUUACUAACGAGAAGUAUUCUGAUUUUAUCGAAGCUAAUCGAACGGAGGAUGGUGUGGAGCGAUUAAAAACGCUGAAGAGACUGAUCCAUGAGCUUCCUGAGCAUCAUUAUGAAACCCUGAAGUUCCUGUCUGGCCAUCUGAAGACUGUCUCUGAGAAUUGUGAGAAAAACAAGAUGGAGCCACGUAACCUGGCCAUCGUGUUUGGCCCGACGCUAGUCAGAAGCUCGGAGGACAACAUGACCCAUAUGGUCACUCACAUGCCUGAUCAGUACAAGAUCGUGGAGACGCUCAUUCAGCAGUACGACUGGUUCUUCUCAGAAGAUGGAGAUGAGGAACCUGUAACAUCAGUGGAGCAGGAGAGUACGGUUCAGUCUCAGCCUGUUCCCAACAUUGAUCACCUGCUGACCAACAUCGGCCGCACGGCUCCCUCACCUGGAGACGUCUCAGAUUCAGCCACCAGUGACUCUGCCAAAUCAAAGCAGGGCUCCCUUGGCUCGGGUAAAGACCAGUACAGCAGAGAGCUGCUGCGCUCGUCCAUCUUCGCCAGCCGCAAGCGCAAAAAACCCAAAGACAAACCUCAGAUGAGCAGCUCAGAGGACGACCUGGACGCCAGCUUCUCCAAGAAAGAGCUUCAGGAUGAGAGCGAGCCGAAGAACGAGCGCAACGAGGAGGUCAAGAGUAAGGCAGGAGUGUGUGUGCGCGAUCGUGUAGAAAAGCCUGACGAUGACAGCCAGAGAUCGGAAAAGAGCAUCGUCAAUGUCCCGACCGAAUUCAAAUCCGACAUCCUUCCUCUGAAACCGGCGCAGUCCGAUAAAUCCGGCGAGUCUCCGAAAAAACACAGAGCGCACAGAGAAAGAGAAUUGGUGCGGCAAAAUUCACUCUCGGAUCCUCCCUCGACCUCAUACGAUGAGGGCUGCGUUUCGGAUUUGGGAACGCUGAACAGCACCAGCUCUCAGGCGUCCGGACCCAGGAUCCGGCAGGGCAGAAUUCCAGGUCCCUGGAUGGAGAGCGCAGGGGCGGAGGUGUGCUCCAUCACGUCAGAUUACUCCACCACGUCGUCCAUGACAUUCCUGAUGGGUAUAGAGUCUACCGCGCUGAGUCCGGCUCACGACGCCGAUGACGAGAGGAGUGAGCUCAUCAGCGAAGGCAGGAACAUCGAUUCGGACAGCGAGAGCAACUUAUCCGUGUUCGCGCUCGCCAGAGACGACAGCAGGUCUGAAGACGUUUCAUCUGUGCGAGAAGAAGGCGGAGUCACGCCUUUUCAGAAUUCCCCAGGCCUCCUGGUGUCGCAGCGCAUCGUCGCAGGCGACACGUUAGCACGGAAGAGAGGAAGCCGGCAAAAAACGGACAGCGAGUCAUCGACGGAUGGCAUGCGCAGCGAUAAAGAGUCGAGGACUUCCAAAAUGCUGGAUGUCGUCAAGGGGAAAAAUGGUGAAAACGAACCCAUCUGGCGAAUCAAAAUCACCGACCGCCUCAAGUGUCGACUCCGUGCCUCCGCCGACGACAUGUUCGGCGUCGGAUCGCAGCGCACCAGAUCUCCAGAAACGCGCAGCAAACGCAAGACCAACAUACGUCGCCGCCACACCAUGGGCGGACAGAGAGACUUCGCGGAGCUGUCAGUCAUCACCGGGGCCGAGCUCUCCGCCAUGGAUCGCUUAAAACCCAAAUGCAGCUCGCAGGACUUUUCUAUCGCCGACUGGAUUGUCAGGGAGCGCCACCGCACCAGCAACCCGGAAGUCAGCCUGGAAAACUCGGACCUGUUCUCCGCUGGGGCCUCGGGGUCCAGUUCGGGAAUGUUAAAUGGAGACGCGGCGGUGGCGGCUCAGCUCAAAAGCUUCAGCUUGGCCUCUGACGCUCAUCCACACAAACUGUCUGGGGCGCAGGUGGUGCGCUCGCGUUUUUAUCAAUACCUGUGAACGGAUGAAUAGAAUUCUGAUACAGACUGAAGCGUAUGUGUGUGUGAGAGAGAGAGAGAGAGAGAGAGAGUGUGAGUGAGUGUAAGGUACUUAAAACGACGAGUUAUUUUUUUAUAUGAGGUUAAAAAAAAAAAACGAAGAAGGACGGUACUGAUGCCGGUUUCUGACAGUCAGGAGGAGGAGGAAAAGGAAGGAGGUGAUGGCGGAUAACGUUUCUCUCCUCUUUCUGACUCCCAGAAUCUGUUUUUAAUCAUUUCCUCCCUCUAAAAAAUUAAUUCUGAUCUGACUCGAGGUCUCAGAGUGAAGAGAAACCUCUCUCUGGUGCGCGCGGAUAGACCUGACGGAGCCCUGGGGUAACUGGACCUUUUAAUGAUUCCACUGGAACGAAGCUGUGAGGUCAGGUGUGGUGGUGAUGAUGAUGAUGAUGAUGAUGAUGAUGAUAAUUCGGGGUGGGGAUGUGGGAAGGUAAACAGGUGGCGCUGUAUUCUCAGAUGACGUGGGCAUGAAUGUGAAAAGUUUUCAAGACGACUUGGGAAGUGUAAGAAGGUCUCAACUCAACCAAAAUGAAGAAUGUAUCUAAUCUGCUUGCUGUAACGCUUCAUUUGCGCUAUUUCUCUUUUUUUUUUUUAAAUUUGUACAUAGCCCCUUUGUUUUAAUGUACUUGAAAUGAUUUUUUUUCUCCUUUGUUUGAACUUCUAUGUGUAGUGUAAUGAUAAAAAAAAAAAAAAAAAAAGUAUAUAAUUAAGGCCUCUCUGGUGCAGCCGCUUAUCUAAUUCUGUCAUACGACCAUCAAAAAAAAAAAAAGAAGAAACUAUUUAAAGAAGAAAAAUUUGUGAUAAAAUGUAGGCACUAUUUUCUGUAAGUAAUCUCUAUCCGCUGUACGUGCGCGCGAUUCGAACAAUUUUUAAAAAACGCUUCCCUGCACCGAGAAACAAAUCAUCAUAAAUCCUUUUACUCCGAACUCACUCGCUUGUAAUGGAUGAUGAAGCGUAAGGGCUUGAGAUGUCGAUGUUGAAGUGGUCAGUAAACGUUUAAAAUGUGCGAUGAUUCGUAGCAGCGGGCGACGAAGGAAAUCUGCUGUUACGUAGUUUUAUCACCGCGGUGAAAAGUAGUUCCGGUUGCUUUUACGCCUUCCUGAAGGUUUUGCGGUAUUAAUACGCCAUCGCGAGCGACAGACUGAACGGUAGUUGCUCGUUUUCUACGUAUGUGUUUUGAGAUUUUCGCACUUCUACGCAAAUAAGUAUGACGUUCCGUCAGCAAGGAAAAAGUAGCGCGUGUGUGUGUGUGUGUGUGUGUGUGUGUGUAUACAACGUGUCUUUUAAUUGUGUGUAGAGACGUUAUGAAGAACGAUAAAGUUUUAAAGGAAGUAGCGGUGGUCGUUGGCACGCUCUGGUGAGUGCAUGUAUGUAGCUAGUACAGCUUGCUUGGCUUUUCAGAUCCAAUCCGAGAAAGGAGUUCGUACGAAGCCGAGCACGCAACGCAAACCGAACAACAGGUUCACACUUGUUAGCGCAUUAUUUAAUUUGCAUAUAACCAGCUAGCUUUAAUAUACAGGUGCUACAAUUUCUCGUUCAAGCUUGGAAAAACUGGACAGGCCACGUCUACAGGAAGUGACAAACUAUAAGUGAUGUUUUUGUACAGAUUUAAAGCUGGAUAUUUAAUGAAAGCGUUCCUACGAAAACGUGUUUUGCAUAAUCGUCUUUUAUUUUUUGUACGAGUUUGGAGUAAAACGGAUCUUCGGUUCGUUUCUCGUUGCAGGGAAAAGUGACGUGAUGAGACAAAGUAACAAACACUAAACAUACAAAACAUGGGCGUGUUUCUCUGAAACAGAACACGCACCUUCUCUUUAUUUUCUUGCAUUCCACUUUGGUCUUAACGUUUUUUGGGGGGGUUUUUUAAGAGAGAUCAUUUGUUUCAAUGUUUUAGGUUUGUGUAAAAUAAUUUAAGUGUAAGUACGGCAGCGGCGCAUCUCUCCCUCACGUCAUUCGCCAGUUCUAUAAGUGUCGUGUAGAUAGCUGGACCGAGGGACCGAACUGUACCAUGUGCAUCAUCUCCAGGGGAGUGUGUGUGUGUGUGUGUGUGUGUGUGUGUGUGUGUGAGAGAGAGAGACAGUAAGAGAGGUCUUGUUUUUCAAUCAUGUCCCGUCUGCUACAAACGUGGACAAAUGAAACACUGGAAAAAACUAAACAAAUAAAAGCCGCUUUGUGUCUGACCAGGA
Messenger RNA from Ictalurus punctatus (channel catfish), 8061 nucleotides. RefSeq names its product Rho GTPase activating protein 21b (gene arhgap21b). The coding region runs from base 741 to 5843 and encodes 1700 amino acids. Gene Ontology annotation, molecular function: protein binding. The record is from RefSeq and is a predicted model, not a curated record. Gene Ontology annotation, biological process: signal transduction. NCBI's taxonomy places the organism in Eukaryota, Metazoa, Chordata, Actinopteri, Siluriformes, Ictaluridae. The transcript is spliced from 26 exons.